Molecule: messenger RNA, 900 nt
Organism: Durusdinium trenchii
Lineage: Eukaryota; Dinophyceae; Suessiales; Symbiodiniaceae
Source: the annotation of a GenBank genome assembly
AUGCUGUUGGAACUGCUGAUCCUUCAGCAGCUGGCGAUUCAAGCGUUCAGCGAUGAGUCUUUUGUGAAAGCAGAUGGUUCCAUCAAUGUGCAGAAGCGGCACCACCAUAUCCACCGUGGGCAUGAAGAGCCAAGCGAGUUGGAGCGCCGGCGGGAGCUGUUGGCGCGCGAAGCGCCGUCGAUGUCCAGCCUCUUGGCCGAGAUCGAAGCGGCCACGCAGAGUGAGGCGCGCGCCGAGGUGGCCAAUGUCACAUCCACGCCCAAACCGACACCGACGAGACAAGACUCGAAGUUUCCUGUCAUCAGUGAAUGGGCCUGUGCCCUGAUGUGCGCCGGACAUGCGGAGGAUGGUUGUUGUACCUACAAGAGCAACGCAAAGCGCGUGGGAGAUGAGAAUGAUGGAGACAACCAUGAGGAAGACACUGGCUUGUGCGAGUUCCGCCCGGGCUACCUGGGUGUGGAUGAGACCCUGGCGGAAGAGGAUUGGACCGCCUCUCAGUGCAUUGCUGGCUACAGCACCAGCAAGUGUGCCGAGUGGAAGCCGGGGAAAUGCAUGGGCAAAGCACAGGAUCUCAGCACAGCAUCCAAAGGGCUGCCGAUCUGGGACUUAGCCUUCGAGGACCACUUCGACCGCCUCACCUGUGUGCCUGACCGCAAUGGCGUGCUGCGACCCAACCCGGAGACAUGGACAACCGAAAUUGGCUACAAGCGAGGUAAGGAGAGCCAGUUCUACCUCCCAGACAACGUGGAAUGCAAAGACGGCGCGCUGGUGAUCACCGCCAAGCGCGAGCGCAGCAAGGGCGAGGCCACGUGUGAGGUCAAGGGCUCUGAUCCCGACCUGGACGUUGAGGCUGAACUCCAAUUGAGUUGGGCAGUUGCGAUCUCGAACCUAAUGAUUUAG